Molecule: messenger RNA, 372 nt
Organism: Symbiodinium necroappetens
Lineage: Eukaryota; Dinophyceae; Suessiales; Symbiodiniaceae
Source: the annotation of a GenBank genome assembly
AUGACAGGCGCCAACAUCAACGAUGGGAGUGCCAACUACUACUACUGGACAGACCGGCUUGUGACGGCCGUUGUUCCGCAGGUGCUAAUGAGUGUGCCGCUCUUCAGAGACUUCAUGUCUGAGACAGCCAUGGGACUGAUGCACUCCGCUUGGGGAUUUUGCCCCGUGGUGCUCAAGCUGUGGCCUGUAUGGCUCUUCCUGCUCAAGCGAGAGGGGUGGAGCCGGCUCAUGAAGAAGCAGCAGACUGAAUUCCUUGCGAAGUGGAAGAAAACAUACUGCAAGGAGAGAGCCGAGCACAACCAUGUAGAAGCCUAUGCAUUGUUUUACCCAAUCACGCACGAUUCGUUCUUUCAGGACAUGUCGUUGGAGUGA